UCUGCGCGUCAUCUGUAGAACUAUUUUAUUAACGGUCAAAUUAUUUCGGUAUAAAAGUGAUAUAUUCUUGCAAAGUAUGAUACCUAAAAACCUAAAUUUUUGUCGUGACUUUGAACUCCUGCUCCUGAGAAACUUGCAGAGAUGAAACGCCCAAGUGAGGAUGGCGAGAACUGUCGCGGUGGCGGCGGGAAGAACGAAUUGUACCUUUCUGUCUGUGACCCCAGGAUUUGUUGCACGAUUGCCAGCUCUUUCUGUUAUAAUCCCGAUGGAUUUAAGGGUACCGAAGUUCCUCUUUGACCUUGACUUGUUAUAACUGUUGACCAAAUCAUCGCAGUGGUGAUUCUUAUCACAACAGCCAUCACUGCGUCGAAACGGACAGAGAAGCGAUGAAGGAAGUCUAGAUUUCUUCUGUACUGCAGUAGAAGGAGUGUCAAGAAAGGCACUGUGUGUCAUUCAUGAGUUUUGUUAGGGGCCCUAAUCGAAAUCCAACACAAAACAAAAACUUCUCACUAUCGUUCUGAAUGCUGCGUUGGGAAGUAAACGUUCUGGCGUCACACCCAAGAGGCUACUACCAGCGUACAGUAACGUAACAUUGUUUACCAGUUAUUUGGUACUGCUCAUUGUCACAGUGGCUUUGUGGGCAUUUAAAUGUGGCACUUAGUUUCAGCAACAGUCGUACCAUUGACCCAAUUUCUUCACCAGGAUGCUAAGGUGAGGUUUGCUUCACCUUGGUCAUUCUUUUAUUCCCUCAUAUUCUAUUGUUUCAGCUCGGGUCAGCGAGCAGUGCUUCUGCAUGCUGUCACAAAUACUGAGUCGAAAGUUGCCGUAUAGUAAAUCUUUCGUUUCCCUAUGUCACGUCAUUUUGUGUUUCGCCCGGACAACAGCCCGAUAGAUGGGAUCAUGUCAAGGACAGCAAGUCAACAAGUAGUUAUUGCUUCUUGCAAGUCAUCAAUCGUUUACAAGCAAGGAAGAAAGAUCAAGAAAGAGUUGAACGUGCCCGUCAUUGUGACAUCGGCAAAGAACAAGCCUUUGCUUUUGUACGACGGCUACAGUUAUACUGUCCACCGGAGACUCGACUCCAAAGUCACGUGGAUUUGUCGAAAAAGAAACGUAUGCCAUGUACGUCUUCACACGGAUAAUUCUGGAGGCAUUUUGAAGUUCAUCCACGAGCAUCAACAUCCUCGAGAUUACGGAGAGGAGGAGGCCUUACACGCGCGAUCUAACCUUCGUCUACUCACGGAAACUCACCUUCCAACAGCAGAGAUCGUAAAGAGCACUGUCGAGAAACUGUCAGAAGCCGCAAGUGCCGCCUUGCCCUGUCUUGACUCUUUGAGGCGUACUGUACGACGACGACGGCGUAUACAGCAGCAACAGCGGGAGCAGGAGGAGCAAGUGCAAAUAACGGUAGAUACAAUCAAGGUUGAACCGCAGAGCCCAUGAAGGAUCACCUGCAAAAAUCGGUGGCACUCACAACAUCUGCGUCACGACAUAUUAUGGAUGGAACAGCACAAGUGGACGAGUGGUCAGGUUGACCAGCCGUACUGUCUCUCACCAUUGCUUAUUACUGUCUGUGCUCAAAUGAGCAAUGUUCCUCACGACCUUUCAUAUCAGUACACCUUCACGAGUGGCUUCUUGACAUUAAUAUAUGUAAAUUAGCGUAAUAAUGAUAAACACACAAGAUACACAAGAGGAAUAAUAAACAAAAGACCUUCCAUUUCGCUGG
Messenger RNA from Ornithodoros turicata, 1723 nucleotides. RefSeq lists its product as uncharacterized. The transcript has 6 exons. Bases 850 to 1440 code for a protein of 196 amino acids. Lineage: Eukaryota; Metazoa; Arthropoda; Arachnida; Ixodida; Argasidae. The record is from RefSeq and is a predicted model, not a curated record.